AGUCAAUUAGAGCGUAGAACGCGGUAGCGGGCAUACGAGGCCUCUGCUAUAGUGGCACUGGCACUCAAGACAGACGACAGUCAACAGUCUAACUCGACACUAAGUCGGCUGAAUCAAUAAGAAGCAAUUAGCAAAAAGAUUCUGCGCGAUGGACCCUAGUAUUCUUGCAGCCAUGGACAAAGAAGCACUCAAAAAGCAGAUUGAAAACAUGAAGUACCAAGCGUCUAUGGAGCGCUGGCCGCUUUCAAAAAGCAUUGCUGCAAUGCGGGAGUACGUGGAAGAAAACGAAAAGAACGAUCCACUCAUACACGCUCCCGACAAGAAAAACAACCCUUGGGCCGAGAAAGGGAAAUGCAUCAUUAUGUAAUCACACUAUACAUAAGUAAAAAUAUCACCAAAAUUCUAAAAUAUUCAGUUUAAGAGUACGGAGGCGAGUCUGGUACAUUCUGGCUGAGGAGAACAUCAGAACCAAGGAGGAUAGCGAAACUGCCAGACAAUAUAAACAUGUAGAUUAACCAAACGUAGUACCAAAUGUCAGUUAUCUAUGAUUUCAUUAUUUUGUUAACGUAGUUUUUGUUCCCAAAACGAAUCUAGUCCCUUAUAAUUCUAAUGUAAAGAAUGUACAUUUAGACUGUGCGGAAGCAAGGAUGUACUUAUGAAUGUUUUUGUUAAAUAAAAUGAAGUUUAAAAAAAUGGUUGUAAAUACGUUAAAUUUUGUAUUUCUAGUAAUAGAAUGUUUGGACAUGAUACUAUCGGUAGAGGUUAAUGGGAAAGUUUAAUGGAUGAGAAGAGGAAAUUGUAAUGUGGAAAAUGUAAAAUAAUCUUAAUUGAACGUUGACAACCGUAUAUUAUUUUAUUGAAAUAACAUGACGAGUAUUACCUUGAAAAUUGUUUAUGAUAUGAUUUCGUAAAGAACCCAUGCAGUUCCAUACGAAUAUAAGCAACUUCCUUUUUCAUCUGUUUGUAUGGAUUUGGGAUGGAUUCUAUUAGGACCACGCGAAGAGUUCGCUUCGGAUGGUUACCGAACAGACUUUGCCACAAGUUUAGAAGAUAAAAUGAAAGUUAAAUGUGAAGAUUCUCCGAGCUCACGAAUCUUCGUAUUUAAAUGAUAUAAUGUUUAAACUAUAGGGAUAAUCGCAAAUCACAACUUAAUACAUAUUCGCUGAAUCACGGAUUAGAAAUGUUAAAAUAUUGGCAAUAAAGGGAAAGUAGCUUGAAUAAAGAUAAACGAUUAAAAAGGUAGUGACGAUGAAAAAAAAUGUAAAUUUAAGAGUAAUGCGACAUAAUCUUGUUUGAAACUUAUUGUUAAGCUGGUUAGGAUACGUUUUUUAUGAACACGGGUACAUUCCACAGUGCCAUUGAUCUAGAUGCUUCUAGCUAUUAGCUAUCUUCUACUCUCCAGUACUUAAUAUUAUCGCUACUAAGCAAGUCUAUCGUUUAUUUCCAGCUCUCGAACACGUUUGGUUUCAUCCCCGACACAUAAUAAAAAAUAUAUAAAACUAAGUACUUAAAUUCAAAAUCAAAAAACGUUUAAAUGAUCUAGCACUCGUUUAGCUUAGUAUAAUUCAAAAUUAAACCGACGAACUUCUACCUAAGUCAUUGAAAGUUUACUAAAUAAAGCGAUACGUAGUUUCCAUAUAAAAUUCUUCUAAAUUCGUAAUCUAAGAUUUCUGCGACUGUACCCCAAAAUUGUUUCGUCAAGUAUUUAAAUUCGUUUCGGAACAGUUUUGGCCGCUUCCAGUCCGAGUAGCGCUACUAAUCUUACAUUCCAAUUAAACGGAUUGAAUUUAAUCCUAAUUUUUGAUUAAAAUAGAAAAUUUAAACUUACGCACUGUAGAUAAUUAUAGAUUAAAAAUUAAAUCUAACUUUAAACUUAAAAAAAAACUCUUUUUAAAAUUUAAAAUUACUUCCUCUACCAUAUCUAGACACGGUGUAUGGAAAAUCAUUCUGGCUGUGAAUCGAUUCUUGAUUUGUUCCGAUGGUCCGCGGUGACCGGCCCCCGGGCGCCCUCUCCCGGCCAUCGUGCACUCUAGACAUCACCACCGACUGUAACAUCACGCGAGUUGUUUUCUGUACCGGGCCCAGCUUCGUGAACAGCGUCAUCGUCUGCGGAACCCACGUCAAUUGUUUAUACGUACUUGUCUAUUUUAUCAUCUUCACAAGCCAUACUCUGCUCCUCAUUAUUGUUAUCGUUUGUUCAUCUUUCUACACACAUAAGUUCUACUAUCCUUUAGCAUUAAAAAUAGUUAAUAAAACUUAGAAUUUUUAGUAAGUAAAGUAGUAUUAGUUAAGUAACGUGGAAAUCAACAGUUGUUUGUUAAUCAGUAAAAUAAAAAAUGCAAUUCAGAGAUUUUAACCUUAGAUUAAUAAAGCUGUUUAAUUAAAAGUUAGUAAAAAAUAAGGGAACUUGUUUAAAUGCAGUGGCAAAGUCUGUGUUUCGUUUUUAUUAUAUAAUGUGGGAGAGGUGAAUUUUCAAGGGAUUACUAUUAUAUUUAUUUUAUGUUUUAUUGUAAUAAUUUUAUUCCCUUGUUAUGCUGUGUUAAAACCAAAGAUUUUCAUGGACGCUGAUCCUGAAAUUAAUAAUUUUCACGCUAUCAACUGUCAUAAUAAAAUUUUAACACCGACGCCUUAGUCGUUAAAACGUCUAAAUGUUUCUCUUGAUUACCUUCGUUUCAUUUAUUAAAAUAAGAAUUAAUAAACAGUAAUUUUUAAUGGAUUUAUCCGUUUAAUAACUAGGUAAGGGUGAUAUUGGAAAUGAUUUUUUUAGAAUCAAUAGCUAUAAGGUAUCGUAUGUUAUUAUUAAUUAUGUAAUCAGUAAUCACUGAAAUAAAUGAAAAUCUGUAAC
Messenger RNA from Trichoplusia ni (cabbage looper), 2845 nucleotides. RefSeq names its product guanine nucleotide-binding protein subunit gamma-e (gene Ggamma30A). The record is from RefSeq and is a predicted model, not a curated record. NCBI's taxonomy places the organism in Eukaryota, Metazoa, Arthropoda, Insecta, Lepidoptera, Noctuidae. Gene Ontology annotation, cellular component: heterotrimeric G-protein complex. Gene Ontology annotation, biological process: phospholipase C-activating G protein-coupled receptor signaling pathway; sensory perception of taste. The transcript is spliced from 4 exons. Gene Ontology annotation, molecular function: G-protein beta-subunit binding. Bases 149 to 367 code for a protein of 72 amino acids.